Messenger RNA from Durusdinium trenchii, 763 nucleotides. The record is from the annotation of a GenBank genome assembly. NCBI's taxonomy places the organism in Eukaryota, Dinophyceae, Suessiales, Symbiodiniaceae.
CUUUUUAAGGAUACUACAGGCACUCAUUAUUUGAAGAUGUACCGAGGGUGUUCUUUUCAAACCUUUCCAAUGCCUGUUCUGUGACAUGUCGAAACGCCUCAAGGGCGAGAGUUCCAACUGGAAGUUGUUGGAGGCUGCAGUGAAGGAACGUGAGCGUAUUGUGGGGAGCUUGAGACAAGAGCUUGCGCAUUUGGAGGAUUUGACCGGCCAGACAGUGGCCGCCUUAUCCAGCCAUGCUGCCCGAUCCUGGAUGUCGGAUCCCAUAGUGACCUCGCCGCCGAGUAUGUCACCUCCCAGUGUUUCGCCCAGCCACGCGGUGUUUGCAGCGCGUCACGUGAUGUCACCAUCACCGCCGUUGAUGAUCCAUCCGCCAAGUCGACUGACGAAUCCGGAGCAGAAUCCUCAACCUUUGAGGUCGCGCUCAAGUCCUCAGCUGAGGUUGGAGAACGCUCAGUCUCCACCAACCCAAUACCCUAAACCACGCACAGCUCGCGGCAGUGCAGGCCCUUCGGGCAUGUCGGCUUCUGGUGCAAAUGCUGCAGUUGGUGCAACAAAGCUGCAACAGGGCCACUUCAUAAGUCCUUCUUGGCCUCAAACCUUGCUGAAAGGAAAUCCGAAAGAACCGGUACAAACCCCGCCGCUGCCACGACCUUUGGUUCGUCUGUAGUGCUGCCAAAGUGCGGCUCCCAAGGGCGGUCGAUGCGCCCGAAGAAGGCGGCCGAUGCGCCCGGAGGAGGCUCCGAGGAGCCGCCGUGUCCAAGCU